Trematomus bernacchii (emerald rockcod) is the source of this 2658-nucleotide messenger RNA. RefSeq lists its product as uncharacterized. The transcript has 6 exons. The record is from RefSeq and is a predicted model, not a curated record. Lineage: Eukaryota; Metazoa; Chordata; Actinopteri; Perciformes; Nototheniidae. The coding region runs from base 1 to 1029 and encodes 342 amino acids. Gene Ontology annotation, cellular component: membrane.
AUGGUCCCUGAGCAGAAGGAGCAGAGGAUCUGCAGAGGAGGAUGUUUGGUUGAAGACACAGGGAAAGGGUUCACUAAUGGAGACCACUUGCUAGAGGACUCUGUCAGGCUGCUGGGGGGGACUGGUCUGUGCUCAGGCAGACUGGAGGUGAACUCUGACCCGUCUGACCAGUCUAACCCGUCCUGGUCCUCAGUGUGUGAGACUGACUUUGACCAGCAGGAUGCUCAGGUGGUCUGCCGGCAGCUGGAGACUCGCUGUGCAGGAGACCUGGAGGUGAAACAUCAGGGAGAAUGGAGACCAGUGGUGGGCUCUCACUGGAACCUGAAGGCAGCAGGAGUUCUCUGCAGAGAGCUCGACUGUGGCUCUGCUGUUUCUGUGGGAAGGAGAAAGGAGUCCUUAGAGAGAUCUGUGUGGUGGAUCGACUCUGACUGUGUUCAGUCUGGAUCUGCUCUGAGGGAGUGUGCAGUAUCAUCUUCCUUUCACUACUUCCUGACUCUCACCUGCUCAGAUAAGCUGUUUCAGCCCAACAUCUCUGUGUCCUCCUCCAUGUACGGGGUCUCCGGGGCCCAGCAGCAGGGGUUCCAGGUGUUCAGAGGCUCCACCUUCAGCAUCAGUUGCUCCAUCCAGCCUCAGUACCCAGGAGGCUCCUUCCAGCUCAACUUCACCUCCAUCAACUCAGCAAACAACUUCAACUCAGAGCCAGCUGUCAAUCACUCUGCCCACUUCCUGUUCCCGGCUGCAGAGCCCGCCCACCAGGGAAGCUACAGCUGUGUUUAUCACGUCUCUGCUUUUUCUCAGGACUUCUCCUCUGAGAGCCGUCUGCUCUCCGUCACCGUCACAGAUCCAGAACCUUUUAUCAUCCGAGCCGUCGUCCUGCCGCUGACUCUGCUGCUGGUGCUGCUGGUGACCGUCGGCCUUUACUUCUACUGCAAGGCCACCAGGGGGCGGAGGCCGAGCCGACAGGAGGACAUUGAGCUGGAUUACCUGGGUGUUCCUGCUGAAGAGGAAGGAGCUCAGGGAGCAGAGUAGCAGCUCCAAGGAGCUCCUCUCACACACAUGGGUUUAUCAGCUCUUAUAGCUUUUAACCAACGUUAGAAAAUAUAGCUUUCACUCUGAAAGUCACCAGCAAUGUGUUAGUGCCUCAUGUUUCCUGACUUCCUGUCAGCUCCAAGCCCAUUGGUUCCCACUGAAGAUGAAGAUCUUUAAAAAACAUCACAAGUUAGUUUUAUUUAGAAAAGUCAAUGCAGUCGGUGCAGUUUGAAACCACAGACACACCAACCCAGGCCGCUCAGGAACAGAGUUGGCCAAUGAAUGCCAUAUAUUAAUGUUCAAAUAUCCUCUAAAAACAGUGUUACAAUACCCAGUGUUUGAAUCUCAUGUAGUGAUUCCUGAGAUAACAGGAGGAACGAGUUACAGCGCCACCUAGUGUUGGAUUUGUAGACCUCGAGCACAACAACGUUUUUUUAUAUUCAACAAAUCAGAAAAAGUACAGUUUAUAAAAUGUUACGUUUUUCACAACAAUUCAUCUGAUCAGCGAGAUGGGAUAUUUGAUCCCCUUGUGGGUCACAUGGGUCAUUUCAGCAGCAGGACCAGAUUUAGCUGAACAAUAUACAAAUAGGAAUUGAACAAAAGUAAAUAGUCCAAACACUUCUUAUUUCAUAACAAUGCUGAUUUUAUAUUGAAAAAUGUUAUUUCAGAAGAAUCCAGCUUGAUUUUGGUCUGAAGAGAUUGUUUGUAAAAAAAGAGAAAUCCGAACUUUUUUUUAGAGAAAUCCGAUUAUAUUUGUAAUUUGCCAAAAUGUAUAAGAUUUUAACUUUUCUUUAAUUUUCUUAUUUCACGUGUACUGAGCUCAGUUUUGUAAUCAUUUUCAAUCAUUCAGUAUUUUUCUUACUUUAUAUGAAUUUUAAUUACAUUUUUGAUGGUAUUUGUCUGUAUUUUGUAGUAAUUUAGCUGUUUUUAAGAACUCCACCUAUUGGAGAGCAUUCCCAAAUUCAUAAGAUAUUAAAUACUAACAUGUUGUAAUUAAAAAUUUACAUAAUUUUGUAGAAGUUUCCUUUUUAAAAGGUAAUGUGCUUUGUUACAUGUAUGUGAUCAAGAAAUGUGCUUGUUUUUGUAUUAUUGAGGAUUGUACUUAUUUCACAAGAUGAUCAAUAAUAUGUAAUCAUUACUUUUUGGACUUUUAUGAAACAUUUUAAUUUCUUUAGAAUUUCACUUAUUUUUGUGAUUUAGGAUUUUCCCAAAUUCAGGAGACUAAUUAUUUCGUACUUAAAAUGUUAACAUUGUCCGUAAACAAUUGUUGUGAUUUUGGAACCGAGAAAUGUUUUUGCUUCAUAAGAAUUUUGUUUUCGAUUUUAGAAAAAUAUUGACCAUUAUUUCGUAAUUUUCUUGAUUUUGUUAUGAAGAAUGUUGCUUUUUUUAACACAUUUUUUUGUUGAAGAUUUUUCUUGAUUUCUUGAUGAUUUUUGCAUCACAAAUUCUACUUGAAAAAAUUAAGAGUUUUGACCAAUUUGGUUUCCAUGAGAUUACGAUGAAGCAAAUCGUCUUAAAUUCUGAACACAGCAGAAUCCUCCAGAAAUCAUGACGAUGUUCAACAUCACUGUAAUAAAUGCUGUCAUUUGCUAUGUACCAAAAAAAUAAUAAAACUUCUUUAAUAAUCCA